GCUCUUUUGGGAAGCCAGACGCUGCGGUGCGGGCGAAUGAGAGGAAAGUUGCCGUUUGUUCAUAAGGAGGAAAAAUACACCACGUCAGAGAGCGAGCGAGUUAUAAAACAUCCCCCCCUUUAGCCAGGCAGCCCUCCGCAGCACGCACUGCACACGCACAAGCCGCUCUGGCUCCCGCUCCUUCAUUUCUUUCUUGACACUCCAUUACUAAAUAGCGGGUUUCUCUCGCGAACAGAACUUUCCCCCUCCCCACAAUCAUGUCGAGCAAAGAGGACAAACCAGUAGAACAAUCCCAGUCCAGUUGGAAGGACUUCAUCUACAACCCGCGGAACGGCGAGUUCAUUGGGCGCACGGCCAGGAGCUGGGCUCUUAUUCUUUUAUUUUACCUCAUCUUCUAUGGAUUCUUAGCUGGAUUAUUUUCACUCACUAUGUGGGUCAUGCUGCAGACACUGGAUGAUUACACCCCUAAGUAUCGAGACAGAAUCUCAAAUCCAGGAUUAGUAAUUAGGCCAAAAGCGCCAGAAAUAAUUUUUAAUAGGUCAGCACCUUCAGAGUAUAAGGAGUACACAGACCACCUGGAGGCAUUCCUAAGUAAAUACAAUAGUGAACACCAAAAGAAUAAUAUUGACUGCACUCCUGGAGCCUACUUUAUUCAAGAUAAUCAGCCACUCCCCAAACAAGUCUGCAAAUUUGAACGUAGUUUGCUGGGCCAGUGUUCUGGGAUUACCGAUCAGACCUUUGGCUAUUCUGAAGGAAGACCUUGUAUAAUUGUCAAAAUGAACAGAAUUAUUGGACUUAAGCCAAAACCUACUCCUUUCAUUAACUGCACUGCAAAGAAAGAUGAUAAGCUGAGUGUGAACUAUUUUCCAGAGAAUGCAACAUUUGAUUCCAUGUACUUUCCUUACUAUGGAAAAUUAGCUCAUGACGGCUAUGUGCAGCCCCUGGUGGCCGUUAAACUGUUGCUCAACAGUUCUGAUUUCAAUAAGAAGCUGUCCGUGGAGUGCAAGAUCGAAGGGUCCAACCUGCUGAACAACGAUGACCGGGACAAGUUCCUGGGUCGAGUAGCCUUCCAAGUCACAGUCACUGAAUAGCAGCAACGGGACGUCUGCAAGAUGCCAGUAUUGUGGUGGUGUUAAUUUUCAAUCAGCUGGACCUGCCAUUCUAGGACAUGAGACCACUUUUGGAAAGCGGGGUUAGAGCUGGGUGGCAGUGAUGGUAGCAUGAAGAGGUGCUUCCAGGUCUUAGUUUUCAACCCCUUAAUGUGUUGCUGCCUGCCUGCCUUGCCCUCGGUUUCC
This is a messenger RNA of Polypterus senegalus (gray bichir), 1295 nucleotides long. It is a transcript of the gene atp1b3a, whose product is annotated as ATPase Na+/K+ transporting subunit beta 3a. The record is from RefSeq and is a predicted model, not a curated record. The transcript is spliced from 7 exons. Gene Ontology annotation, molecular function: ATPase activator activity. Gene Ontology annotation, cellular component: sodium:potassium-exchanging ATPase complex. Bases 258 to 1091 code for a protein of 277 amino acids. Lineage: Eukaryota; Metazoa; Chordata; Cladistia; Polypteriformes; Polypteridae. Gene Ontology annotation, biological process: sodium ion export across plasma membrane; intracellular sodium ion homeostasis; potassium ion import across plasma membrane.